CAAAUCUACAUAUUCUCUCUCUUUCUCUCAGUUUCUCUCACAAAUUCAGGCAGAGGGGUCUAUGUCUGUUUUCUCUCUACUACUGCUCCUCCUGCUCCUCCCCCUCCCUCUCCCUCUCUAUUUGUCUUUCUCUCUCCUCUGGAGAUUCGAUUUAAUCGCCGAUCUUUUCUAUUGUUUCAAUCUCUGUCCCCACUCCCUCUCUUCUCUCUUACCCGCAAUAAUGUUCCCAGAUUUUCACGGUAAGUGUACAAAUACUCUCUUACUCCCACACAAGCCUUUUUAGCUAUAUACACGUAAAAAAGAAUCAAAUUUCGUGUCUCUGUACGGACGCAUAUGGUAUAUCUCCGCAAACCAAAGGUGUGAACUUUGUUUCUGUUAAAAAAAUUUUUUUCUGGGCUCAAAUAAGUUCUGGGAUUGUUGAGUUCUUGGAGUUUUCUUAAGUUGUUUUGAUGCACUGGCUUUAUUUUGAUUGAAUCCCGUUGACCCAGAGAUGGAGGGGGAUGCAUUUUCUGGCCUUGGUAACGGGACCCAAAUAGAUGGCAAGGUAUUGCAGACAUUUCAGAAGAGCUUUGUUCAAGUACAGAACAUUUUGGAUCAGAAUAGGUUGUUAAUCAAUGAGAUUAACCAGAAUCACGAGUCCAAGAUCCCUGACAACUUGAGCAGGAAUGUGGGACUAAUCAGAGAGCUCAACAACAAUAUCAGAAGGGUUGUUGAUCUUUAUGCGGAUCUUUCGACUUCUUUCACAAAAUCCAUGGACGCUUCAUCUGAAGGGGACUCAAGUGGUGCCUUUAAAUCAGAUGGAAAAGCUGGUCACAAAAGGAACAGGCCUGGUUAGAUAUAGUUCAAAGGUUUAGUGCCUCAUUCUUUCUAGUGGACGGAGUACACAAGAAGAGGAUGCACAAUUGUGUUGAGGUAGUCAGGGGGAACGUGUUUUAAGGUUGCAUUACUCGUGAACUCUCUUUAGUGGCCCGUAAAAAAUAAUGGCUCAAAAAAUCUCUUAGAUUGUAUCUAUGUACCUGCAGAUCUAAUUGAACAAGUACUCAUGUCUGUAUCAUCUAAUCUUGUGGCUUUUUACUGGUGUUCUUCUAGAAUACAUGUUUCAUAGUAAUAAAGUUUUGAUCUUUGUUGAUAA
Molecule: messenger RNA, 1132 nt
Organism: Coffea arabica (coffee)
Lineage: Eukaryota; Viridiplantae; Streptophyta; Magnoliopsida; Gentianales; Rubiaceae
Product: protein ELF4-LIKE 4
Biological process (GO): entrainment of circadian clock; positive regulation of circadian rhythm
Source: RefSeq, a predicted model, not a curated record